Molecule: messenger RNA, 3245 nt
Organism: Labrus mixtus (cuckoo wrasse)
Lineage: Eukaryota; Metazoa; Chordata; Actinopteri; Labriformes; Labridae
Gene: p4ha1b
Product: prolyl 4-hydroxylase, alpha polypeptide I b
Exons: 15
Coding region: 210-1856 (548 amino acids)
Biological process (GO): peptidyl-proline hydroxylation to 4-hydroxy-L-proline
Cellular component (GO): endoplasmic reticulum
Molecular function (GO): procollagen-proline 4-dioxygenase activity; protein binding; L-ascorbic acid binding
Source: RefSeq, a predicted model, not a curated record
AAAAGUCUGUCGUAGUACGAGACUCUUUGCAUGUGAGGAUCUGCACGUAGCAUCCAGACUCCUAGAAAUCCAGCCCUUACCACCAGAUGGCCAGGAGCACCCCGCAUACGAACCAUCAGACUCAGUGUUCAUCUUCUCACCACUGACUGCAUCGGGUCUCUGGCUUCAGGGGGAGACACGACGACAAGGGACAACAUUUCUGCUCCAGGAUGCUCUCAUUAAGGAUGGAGCUGCCAUGUUGGUGUUUAUUACUGCUGAGCUGCCUACAGUCGCUCUCAGCCCACGAUGACUUCUUCACCUCCAUAGGUCAGAUGACAGAUCUGUUAUACACAGAGAAAGACCUUGUCAUCGCUCUGAAGGACUACAUCAAAGCAGAGGAGAACAAGCUUGAGCGGGUCAAACUGUGGGCUGAUAAGUUGGAAUCAUUGUCAGCCACAGCCAUUCAGGACCCUGAGGGCUUCUUGGGGCACCCUGUCAAUGCCUUCAAACUAAUGAAGAGGCUAAACACAGAGUGGGGGGAUCUGGAGAGCCUUGUGCUCAGUGACACCACUGAUGGAUUUAUUUCCAACUUGACAAUCCAGAGGCAGUACUUCCCCACAAAUGAGGACCAGACUGGGGCUGCUAAAGCUCUCCUCCGGUUACAAGACACUUACAGACUGGAUGCCAACACAAUUUCUACAGGAGACCUACCUGGAGUGAAACACAAGAGCCAUAUGACAGUGGAGGACUGUUACGAGCUGGGUAAAAUCGCCUACUCUGAUGUGGAUUACUACCACACAGAGCUGUGGAUGGCCCAGGCCCUGAAGCAGCUUGACGAGGGAGAGGAGUCAACAGUGGACAAGGUGACACUGCUCGACUACCUCAGCUACUCCAUCUACCAGCAGGGGGAGAUAAAGAGAGCACUUGAGUUUACCAAGAAGCUGCUUGAGCUGGACCCAGAGCACCAGCGUGCCAACGGCAACCUGAAGUACUUUGAGUUUCAGUUGGAGAAGCAGAAAAAGGCUGAAGAGGAGUUGGCUAAAAAACAGAAGGAUCCAGGGAACAAGGAAAUUACAAAAAAGACAGAAAAGCCCAAAAAGAAGGUCUCCAAUAAGCUGAUCCCAGAGAGGAAGAAGUACGAGAUGCUUUGUCGUGGUGAGGGCAACAGAAUGACUCCCCGCAGGCAGAGUCGACUUUUCUGUCGUUACUAUGACAACAAUCACAACCCCAAGUAUGUGCUGGCACCUGCCAAACAGCAAGACGAGUGGGAUCGCCCCUAUAUCGUCCGCUACCUUGACAUCCUCUCUGACGAAGAAAUCGAGAGGAUCAAGCAACUGGCAAAGCCACGAUUAAGGCGAGCCACGGUGCAUGACCCCCAAACUGGGAAACUUACAACGGCCCAAUACAGAGUCUCCAAGAGUGCUUGGCUCACUGGCUAUGAAGAUCCAAUGAUUGACAAGAUCAACCAGAGAAUUGAAGAUCUCACAGGGCUGGAAAUGGACACAGCAGAAGAGCUGCAGGUUGCAAAUUAUGGCGUUGGAGGCCAAUACGAGCCUCACUUUGACUUUGGAAGGAAAGAUGAACCAGAUGCCUUUAAAGAGCUGGGCACUGGAAACCGCAUAGCCACAUGGCUCUUUUAUAUGAGUGAUGUAUCAGCUGGCGGAGCCACAGUAUUCCCAGAUGUUGGGGCAGCAGUGUGGCCACAAAAGGGUACUGCAGUGUUCUGGUACAAUUUGUUCGCCAGUGGGGAGGGAGACUACAGCACCCGGCAUGCAGCGUGUCCAGUGUUGGUUGGCAACAAGUGGGUAUCAAACAAAUGGAUCCAUGAACGAGGCCAGGAAUGGCGGCGACCUUGUGGCAUAAAUGAAACUGACUGAUGGGAAAUAGGAAGCCUGUUCAUCAACUUCCCCGCUCCCCUCUCACCUUCCUUGUGAACCACCCAGGACCACAGAGCACUGCUGCACACAGAUGAUGGAUACAGACACACGGGGUUCAAAUGGCUCUCUCCCACUCCACAAAGUGGUGCUGUGUUUCCCUUCGGCUGUUACACUCAAAGACCACAUAUCGUUAUGGUUGAUGAUAAGCCCCUGGACAGUAUUAGCAUUGCUGUGACAUAUAAGGUGUUUUUUUUUUUUUAGUUUGUUGGAUGGUUUCGAGAUACACUCAGUGUGUCCCAUGUAAAGUCAUGUGUCCUUUUUGCACUCUGUAUGAACUCCAGCUCUGUGGUGACGUUAUCCCUCAGUAUUGUCUGUAGGGACCAGCCUCCUCCCUGUCUGUUUACCUUAAAGGUACAGUUUCCAUUUUUAAGGGGCCUCUUCAUUACUACAACAGAGCACAUUGGCUUGUUGAAUUUGAGAACGUGUAAGGAUUUUGUUUCUUCACAUUUCAGAUCGUAGCUUAUUAAUAAUAUUCACCAACUUCAAAACAAAUUCAACUGUCCUAUUUUCUAAAGGGCCUUUUUUUCUUAUAUCUUUACACAAGGUUUAGGUCCGUUUUUUUUUUUUUUUUUUCUUUCUGUCUUUUCAUGAGGUAUUCUUCUGUUUUAAAAAGUAACUUAAAUUCAAAAACAAAAGUGGUGCUCUGUGGAAAGAAUGAAAAGGCUCACAGCACAUGAAUUGGCACGUCUCCCAAAAAGAAAUGAAGCAUUCUCCCACAGUCCAGGAAAGUGUCUGUCACUUUUAGACCUGUAAAUUACUGAUGCAUUGCUAAGUCUUCCUGUGACUAGCACAUAUUCAUAAAUCACUUUCCUUAUUUCUCAGCCCUGAUGCCAGAGUGUUAUUUAAACUUAAAACGUUUUGCAAUGACAUUUUGCAAAACAUUUUUAUCCUUUAAUCAAGCAAAGUACACAAAUGCAUGGGCACACAUACACCUUGACACAGACACCAGCACAUAAAUCAAAUCUGUUUUGCAUAGAACUUUUAUGUUUUCUUUCACAGUUUAUAUCCGUUCAUCUUGAUUGUCCAAGUCUUUUUAGAGACUUAAAAUGAAGACACUAAAUAUUUUAAGCAAGAAGAGCAACUAAGGAAAAAACAGUACAUGGACAUUAAGUAUUUGAGGGGUGAUGGGACACACAUCACAUUGUACCCUUUUUUAGAAGAAAAAGAUUGAGGUGGGAUAUGUGGGGUGGCUAGUGUUUUUCAGUCAAAGAAUAUAUGGGUUUUCCAAGGAAGACAUGUUUUAUUUAUAUGUCCCAAGCAAACUGUGUUGUUUUAUGAAUGAAAGUCUGAAAUUGUGUUUUGUUUUUUUACAAUAAAGGCUUUUUUAUU